Gracilinanus agilis (Agile Gracile Mouse Opossum) is the source of this 1672-nucleotide messenger RNA. RefSeq names its product phosphoethanolamine/phosphocholine phosphatase 1 (gene PHOSPHO1). Bases 298 to 1323 code for a protein of 341 amino acids. Gene Ontology annotation, molecular function: phosphatase activity. The record is from RefSeq and is a predicted model, not a curated record. NCBI's taxonomy places the organism in Eukaryota, Metazoa, Chordata, Mammalia, Didelphimorphia, Didelphidae. Gene Ontology annotation, biological process: bone mineralization involved in bone maturation. The transcript has 4 exons.
CCGAGCCAAACUCUAUCCGAGGCCCCUCGGGGUGGAAGAACUGUACAUCGGAGCCCAGGAGCUGAGGGGAGCAUAGGACAUCGCGUCCCCUCCAGACCCUGCCCCCCUUAUUCCAUCCCGCACCCCCAAAAUCUCACCCAAGCCUCCGACCACCACACGCAUUCACACUACAAAAGCUCAGCUUGAACACUCUGCUGCCGCUGCCGCCGCCACCGUGCCACUGGAUCUGAGAAUACAGCUUUUGGGAACUCCUGGUAGAAAGUUUCAACUGCCAGAGCCCUGAGUAAUGUCCUGAGGAUGAACGGGUGUUUUCCAGUUGCUGGCCUGAGAUGCCUAUCUAGGGUGUGCUGUACUUUACUUCGGGACGGUCCCACCCUCCCCAGCCCCUCUUCUGCUGCUGUCCGGCUGCUUCGAACACUGGUAGAAACCCCGCCUGCUGACACCCCCCUCCUGGGGAACUGGUGGUGGAUGUGCCAGCGUCGCUGGCCCGAGCGGCUCGCUAACCAUCCUCUCCCUGGCGGGCUCCUGCUGCGCCCCUUCUCGCUUGCUCCCUCCUCCCAGGACGGCACAAAAAUGGCGGAGCCAGGGACGCCCCGCUUCCUGCUAGUCUUCGACUUUGAUGAGACCAUAGUAAACGAGAAUAGCGACGACUCACUCGUGCGCGCCGCGCCCGGCCAAAAGCUGCCCGACAGCCUUCGGGCCACGUACCGCGAGGGCUUCUACAACGAGUACAUGCAGCGGGUCUUCAAGUACCUGGGGGACGAAGGCGUGAAGCCGCAGGACGUCCGGGAAGUCUACGAGGACAUCCCGCUUACUCCGGGCAUGACCGACCUCUUCCAGUUCCUGAACAAACAGAGCAGCUGCUUCGAGAUCAUCCUUAUCUCCGACGCCAACACCUUCGGUGUGGAGAGCUCCCUGCGUGCCACGGGAUACCGCGGCCUCUUCCGCAGCAUCAUUAGCAACCCGUCAGGCCCAGACGGGCACGGCAUCCUGGUGCUGAGCCCUUUCCACUCGCACACCUGCCCUCGCUGCCCCUCCAACAUGUGCAAGCACAAGGUGCUCAGCGAAUACCUGCGCGAGAGGGCGCGGGACGGCGUGCACUUCGAGCAUCUCUUCUAUGUGGGCGACGGAGCCAAUGACUUUUGCCCCAUGGGGCUGCUAUCUGGUGGCGACGUGGCCUUCCCGCGCCGCGGCUUCCCCAUGCACCGUCUCAUCCAGGAGGCCCUGAAGGCCGAGCCUCCCAAGUUCCGGGGCUCCAUGGUGCCCUGGGAGUCAGCGACCGAAGUCCGUGGCCACUUGCAGGAGAUUUUAAAGAAAUGCUGAGGGGAGGAAGCGGGCGGUUCUGGUUCUGCUGGCUGGGAAAGGCGCAGCUCCUGGGCUGCCUGGCCUCCCCGAACCCUCAUCCCCUUUGUAUGCCUCCGAGGGGACCCAGGAAAGCGAAACUGUGUUUUAACCACCAACACCAGAACUUUUCCCCCCGCCCCUCCCCCAUUCACUCCCGAAUUUGUCUUCUCACUCCCCUGGACCAGCCCCUUCCAAAUGCGCUGCGAGAGCCCUGGAUCCCAUCCAUUUGGGAGAUGGGCGAAGGGCGCAAACACACACACGCAUGUGUGCAUAUAUGAAUGUGUGGUGGGUGCAUAACCUAUAUGAAGGGGGGGGGGGCGGGGCGGGC